AUGAUCAAGUCCAAGCAAGCUUCUACGGAGAGGGUGCCCGGAAGGGUCGCCGAACACGCCAUGACCGGCGCCGACUCCAAUGGUGCUGAGCCCGACGAGCUACGCCAGGGCGCCGCCGCCCCCAUCUCCCCUCGCGCCUGGUCCCAGGGCCCGAAGCCCGCCGCAGCCACAGCCGAGGCGCCGACGCAAGACCCGUCCCCUGACGACGCCCCCGACACCGGCGCCGCGGACCAGGCGCCCAAGAGCGCCGCCGGGCCUGCGAAGGCUGCUGCGGCGGCCGCCGCGGCGGCGGCUGCCCAGCAGCUGCCGGCGAGCAAGGACGGCAAGGUGCUGCACCCUGACCUGGUCAACCCCAACAUCAUCAAGACCCAGUACGCUGUGAGGGGGGAGCUCUACCUGAAGGCCGAGGAGAUGCGGCGCGCCGGGCGCGACGUGAUUUUCACCAACAUCGGCAACCCCCACAACCUGGGCGCCAAGCCCAAGACCUUCACGAGACAGGCAGGGCGUGGGCCGCCGCGCCCCGGGCCUCUCGGGCGUGUUGUCAUCGCCCUGUGCGCAGCGCCCGACCUGCUGGACAGCCCCCAGGCGGCCGGCCUGUUCCCGCACGACACGGUGGCGCGUGCGAGGAAGCUGCUGUCCAGCUUCACCGGGGGCGUGGGCUCCUACACCGACUCAAGGGGCAACUCCAUGGUGCGUCAGGACGUGGCCGACUUUAUCGGGCGGCGUGACGGCUUCCCAGCAAACCCAGAGCACAUCUUCCUAACUGAUGGCGCCAGCCCUGGCGUGAGGAUGAGCCUCUCAGCCCUCAUCCGCAACUCGGACGACGCCAUCCUGGUGCCCAUCCCGCAGUACCCCCUCUACAGCGCAGCCAUCACGCUGCUGGGCGGCAUCCUCGUCCCCUACGACCUGGAUGAGUCACGCGGCUGGGCCCUCUGCCUCUCAUCCCUCAAGGCCGCCGUGGCUGACGCGCGCGCCAAGGGCAAAUGCGUGCGGGCCCUCGUCUUCAUCAACCCGGGCAACCCCACAGGCCAAGUGCUGCCGCUCGCCAACCUGCGUGAUCUGGUGAGGUUCGCUUUUGACGAGAAGCUUCUGCUCAUGGCGGAUGAGGUGUACCAGGAGCUGGUCUACGAGGAGGAGAAGCCGUUUGUCAGCGCACGCAAGGACGCCAGGCCGGCUUGCGCCCUGCUGGGGCUGCACAUGACAGCCUCCGGCCUGCUGGACGGCCAGCCGCCAGCAACCAUGGCGGCGGCCCUGAAGGACAUGGGGGAGCCCUACGCCAGCGGGGUGGAGCUGAUAUCAUACCACACCGUCUCAAAGGGCACGAGCGGCGAGUGCGGCCUGCGCGGCGGGUACUACGAGAUGGUCAACAUCCACCCUGCCACCGUUGACCAGUUCUACAAGAUCUCGUCCAUCAACCUCAGCCCGAACUCAAUCGGCCAGAUCGCAUUGAGCUGCAUGGUCAACCCCCCGGCAGCCGGGGAUCCCUCGCACGAGCUGUGGAUCCAGGAGCAGCAGGGCGAGCUGGCCUCCCUGAAUCGCCGCGCCAAGAUGGUGGUGGACGGCUUCAACUCCCUGCAGGGCGUCUCCUGCAACGCCACGGAGGGCGCAAUGUAUGCCUUCCCGCGCCUCUCCCUGCCGCCCCGCGCGCUGGAAGCUGCCCGGAAGGCGGGGCGGGCGCCGGACGCGUUCUACUGCCUGAGGCUGCUGGAGGCGACCGGGAUAGUGGCGGUUCCGGGCAGCGGGUUCGGGCAGGCGGAGGGAAGCUUCCACCUGAGGACCACGAUCCUGCCUAGGGAGGAGAGGAUGGCGGAGUUUGUACAGAAGUUCAGGACCUUCCACCAGUCCUUCAUGGCAGAGUUCAUGUGA
This is a messenger RNA of Monoraphidium neglectum, 1866 nucleotides long. Its product is annotated as alanine transaminase. Gene Ontology annotation, biological process: photorespiration; biosynthetic process. NCBI's taxonomy places the organism in Eukaryota, Viridiplantae, Chlorophyta, Chlorophyceae, Sphaeropleales, Selenastraceae. The transcript has 16 exons. Bases 1 to 1866 code for a protein of 621 amino acids. The record is from RefSeq and is a predicted model, not a curated record. Gene Ontology annotation, molecular function: glycine:2-oxoglutarate transaminase activity; pyridoxal phosphate binding; L-alanine:2-oxoglutarate transaminase activity.